Dentiscutata erythropus is the source of this 413-nucleotide messenger RNA. NCBI's taxonomy places the organism in Eukaryota, Fungi, Glomeromycota, Glomeromycetes, Diversisporales, Gigasporaceae. The record is from the annotation of a GenBank genome assembly.
CGAAUCUUGCACUAGAGAUAAUGAAUACCCAAGCUCAAAAUACUUCUGCCAAAACUGAUCAAAAAAACUCUUUCUUGAAAGAAAAGAAUCAGAAAGAAGACCCCAGUGAUUUAUCCUAUUAUUCGCCUGACGAUGAAUUUGGUGACUCUGAAGAGUCUAAAGCAUUAACAAUUAAGCACAGUUUUCUUUCCCUCAAGAAAGGUUAUGAGGAAACCCAUAAAUUUCCUGACCCCAAGUACAUGUUCAACCUCAAGGCAAGAGGACUUAAUACUCGUGAAAAGUUCGUUGCAUGGUGGAACGAAAACCAUCCAGAUUGCCAAAUCACUGUUGAUUCAAUUAUCGGAUGGACUUAUCUCGAAGAUGACGAUCCUUCACGUUAUAACAUCCAUUGGGAAGAGUAUGGAGAAUAUUGA